AUGGAGCCUUCCCAAGAUUUAGCACCAGCUGAAGAAUUCAACACCACCAGUGAGUCUGGAUGGACCACUUAUAUCGGUUCUCCAAUCUACAAGAAUGAUAAUGGUGAUGACGAUGAUAAUCGGGGAAGUGGUGUAGAUAUGGAAGAAUAUGGAAACGAGAAUAAUUAUUACAAGAAUAAUGUUGUUGCUGUUGACGGCGGCAAAGGUGGGAACAGCAGAGAUAAAAGAAAUAUAGAAGAUGAUGAUGAUGAUAAUGAUUCCAUGACUUCUGAUGCAUCCUCUGGUCCAAGUCACCUUCUACAACUUGGUGUGUGGAUAAACAGUGAGAAAAGAAGAGAUGAUCAUCACCAUGGUAAUGAUAAGAAGAUUUACACAAGAAACAAGAGAACCAGGAAGAUUAAUAAUGAAAGGAAGACAAGAUAUGAAGAAAUAAUGGUUGAGAAAGAACAGGAUGACUCUCUAUUGCUUGUAACAGUAGAUAGUGCUUCUAGUCAUGUUUAA
Molecule: messenger RNA, 501 nt
Organism: Arachis stenosperma
Lineage: Eukaryota; Viridiplantae; Streptophyta; Magnoliopsida; Fabales; Fabaceae
Product: protein SOB FIVE-LIKE 4-like
Exons: 1
Coding region: 1-501 (166 amino acids)
Biological process (GO): cytokinin biosynthetic process
Source: RefSeq, a predicted model, not a curated record